This is a messenger RNA of Micropterus dolomieu (smallmouth bass), 1792 nucleotides long. Its product is annotated as polypeptide N-acetylgalactosaminyltransferase 17-like. NCBI's taxonomy places the organism in Eukaryota, Metazoa, Chordata, Actinopteri, Centrarchiformes, Centrarchidae. The record is from RefSeq and is a predicted model, not a curated record. The coding region runs from base 43 to 867 and encodes 274 amino acids. The transcript has 6 exons. Gene Ontology annotation, cellular component: Golgi apparatus.
GUUUUCAUAUUGUUAUGUUUUCCUUAAUGCAGGUCUCCUGCCAUGAUUGGCUGCUCUUUCGUGGUCAACCGUGAGUACUUUGGUGAACUCGGCCUGCUCGACUCAGGCAUGGACGUCUACGGAGGGGAGAACAUCGAACUGGGCAUCAAGGUGUGGUUAUGUGGUGGCAGUAUGGAAGUGCUGCCUUGUUCCAGGGUGGCUCACAUCGCACGGACGAAGAAACCCUACCAUAAUAACAUAGCUUUCCACACACGGCGUAAUGCUCUACGCGUGGCUGAGGUCUGGAUGGAUGACUUCAAGUCCAAUGUCUAUUUGGCCUGGAACAUCCCUAUGGAGAACCACGGAAUUGAUUACGGAGACAUAUCUGAGAGGGUUGCACUGCGGAAGCGUCUGCAGUGUAAAAACUUUGAGUGGUACCUCGACAAUGUUUACCCAGAGAUGAGGAAGUACAAUAACACGCUGUUCUACGGUGAGAUUCAUAACUCUAAAGUGAGCAACCUGUGUAUGGAUCAAGGCAUUAGGGAGAACCACACAGCCACCCUGCAUCCCUGCCAUGGAUGGGGUCCUCAGUUGGGACGUUACACCAAAGAGGGUCAGCUGUUCCUGGGCCCUCUGGGCAGCACUGGGGAGGACACUCGCUGUGUGGUGGAUGAUGAGAGCAGCAAACUUCCCCAGCUCUUAGACUGUGACAAGGUGACCAGCGUGAACCAGAAGACAUGGGAUUUCUCUCAGAAUCAGGCAAUCAUAAAUCGAGCUACCGGACGCUGUCUGGAGGUGGUGCCGGCUAACGUUGCCUUCAACCACCUACUGGUCCUGCAGACCUGCUCCGGUCAGAAGUGGACCUUCAAGAACACCAUGAAGCAGUAGACUGGCCAAUUUCACUGGAAUCAAUGAGUCCAUUUUCAAGUGAUGUCACCUGACCUCAGCUUGGCCGAGGAGCAACUGAUAAGGCAGAGUUUUAAAAAGGUUGCCAUAAUACCUGUAUGUGCCACUUCUCUAGAUUUGAUAAGCCAAAACUGUGUUCUGUCUUAUGUGGGAAAAAAAGGUUUCUAUCUUCAUCCUCAUUGUUUCUGCAUUAUAUCAUUCUGGACCAUUAUUAUGUCUUUUAAGAUGAGUACAAUAAUAAAAUACAUGGAUUAAAAUUUUCAGUAACACUGUAUGAACUGAUCAGAAUACAACUUUUUAUCUUAAGAUUCAUGAAAAUGAAGGAAUGCCUACUUAUGAAAUGCAUACAUUAACAGUGAAUAAACAUGUAUGCCCAAAAGGGAUUUUUAUGUUCUUCUUACAGGCCUAAACCCUGUACAUGUUUAUAAUUUGAAGGAAAAGGUAUUUACAAUAAAUAUUCCUUGGGGUAUUGGAGUUUAUUUUGUUUGUUUUUUUGUACAUCAUCUCAUAAAUCUCAUUUUCGGGGGCUACUGGGCUAAAUCGUGGUUUUAUAUGUCAUGGAUGCAUUUGUCAUUUUUUAAAGCAUUCGGUUGCACCAAAUGCAGUACAUCUUGUAGCAUGAUUGUUAAGUACUGUAUGCACAUGGGGACAAAGCUUAGUUGAGCUGGGGUAAUUUAUUCUGUUGAGUGCAACUACUGCAGACGGCCAGUAGUUGCACUCAACAGAACUUUUUUGGACAAUUAGAGGAAGAAGUGGAAAGUGUAUUGAUUGUCGAAAUGCUGAAGGCCUUCAAGGCUGGUAUUGUUACUGUACUGAGAUGUAUAUGAUGUCAUAUAUUCAAUAAUUCAAUGUUAUCAGUUGGAUUUUCACUCCCAAGAUUGUCUUCCAAUAAAAAACUGGUUUCCUG